This is a messenger RNA of Cynara cardunculus var. scolymus (artichoke), 2017 nucleotides long. Its product is annotated as SNF1-related protein kinase catalytic subunit alpha KIN10-like. Gene Ontology annotation, molecular function: protein serine/threonine kinase activity; ATP binding. Lineage: Eukaryota; Viridiplantae; Streptophyta; Magnoliopsida; Asterales; Asteraceae. The record is from RefSeq and is a predicted model, not a curated record. The coding region runs from base 150 to 1685 and encodes 511 amino acids. Gene Ontology annotation, biological process: protein phosphorylation; intracellular signal transduction. The transcript is spliced from 11 exons.
AAUUUCCUUAAUAAAAAUGCAUUCGAGGAAUCUUUGCGAUUGAUUUCACAUUUGUGUUUAUUGACGGAAAUUUGCAGUUACGAGUGAUCAUUGGAAAACGGGAAACCCUAAGAUUUGACGGAGCUCGUUUCUCGUUACUGGGAUAAGAUAUGGAGGGAACAGGACAUGGUGGGAGCAGUGUGGACAUGUUCUUAAGGAACUACAAGCUUGGGAAAACGCUUGGCAUUGGUUCGUUUGGGAAGGUGAAAAUCGCAGAGCAUGCUUUGACAGGGCACAAAGUUGCUAUAAAGAUCCUCAACCGUCGCAAGAUCAAAAACAUGGACAUGGAAGAAAAAGUUAGAAGAGAGAUCAAAAUAUUAAGAUUGUUUAUGCAUCCACAUAUUAUCCGCCUUUAUGAGGUCAUAGAGACACCGUCGGAUAUUUAUGUUGUGAUGGAGUAUGUGAAGUCCGGUGAGCUGUUUGAUUACAUUGUGGAGAAGGGUAGGUUGCAGGAGGAUGAGGGUCGCAAUUUCUUUCAGCAGAUAAUUUCUGGUGUGGAAUACUGCCACAGGAACAUGGUGGUUCAUAGAGAUCUUAAACCUGAGAACCUGCUCUUGGAUUCCAAGUGCAAUGUCAAGAUUGCUGACUUUGGUCUAAGCAAUAUCAUGCGGGAUGGUCAUUUCCUGAAAACAAGCUGUGGAAGUCCAAACUAUGCUGCCCCAGAGGUUAUAUCUGGGAAGCUGUAUGCUGGACCAGAGGUUGAUGUGUGGAGCUGUGGUGUUAUCUUGUAUGCUCUCCUCUGUGGUACCCUUCCUUUUGAUGAUGAAAAUAUCCCUAACCUCUUCAAGAAAAUUAAGGGUGGUAUAUAUACCCUUCCCAGCCACUUAUCACCUGGUGCGAGAGAUCUAAUCCCACGAAUGCUUGUGGUUGACCCCAUGAAGCGAAUAACUAUUCUCGAGAUUCGUAUGCACCCCUGGUUCCAGGCUCAUCUGCCCCGCUAUUUGGCUGUUCCUCCACCAGAUUCUAUGCAACAAGCAAAAAAGACUGACGAAGAUAUUCUUCUAGAGGUGGUUAAGAUGGGGUUUGAUAGGGACACCCUCAUUGAGUCUCUUCGAAACCGAGUGCAAAAUGAGGGCACUGUGGCAUAUUACUUGCUACUGGAUAACAGGUUUCGUAACUCGAGUGGCUAUCUUGGAGCUGAAUUCCAGAAACCUAUGGAUGGGUUCAGCCGUAUGAGUUCGAACGAGGCUGCUACUUCAGUUAUGGCACAACGCCCAACUACAUAUAUGGAUUAUCAAGGAAUAAAUAUUCGAAACCAAGUGGAAAGGAAAUGGGCUCUUGGGCUUCAGUCUCGAGCUCAUCCUCGUGAGAUAAUGACGGAAGUUCUCAAAGCUUUGCAAGAACUGAAUGUGUGCUGGAAAAAGAUAGGACACUACAACAUGAAAUGUAGGUGGGUUCCGGGUGUUGCCGGCCAUCAUCAAGGCAUGAUAAACGACUCUAUGCAAAGUAACAAUUAUUUUGGUGAUGAGUUGACGAUCUUAGAGAAUGACGGUGCUAUGAACCCCCCCAAUGUAGUCAAGUUUGAAGUCCAGCUUUACAAAACGCGUGAGGACAAGUAUCUGCUCGAUCUACAAAGGGUUCAGGGACCGCAAUUUCUGUUCUUGGAUCUUUGUGCUGCAUUUCUCGCUCAGCUUCGUGUCCUCUAGAAAGACGGAUAGCAAAAUAGCCUCUCCUAAUACGAAGACCGGCUUUCUCCCUUUGGGCGAAGAAAAGCUUAGCCUGUAAAUAUAUCGAGUCUUUGAUUUAGGGUACUAUACCUAUGUUCAGUUUUUCUAUUUUGUUGGCUGGUGAGCCGAUCUUUUUGCUGACUCACUACGAGUCGACUCAGUUUGUGUUCUUGUUAGCAUAGAAAACCAACCUUUUUUCUUGCAGACUUUUUAUAUGCAUGCUGAUGUUUCUGUAUAAUUAUGCUCUCUGUUUAUCAACUCUUGUGUUUUUGACCUGAGAGCUUGAAAAAAUGGAGAUGGUUUAGACUUUA